AUGUCACAAAUUAUAUCAAAUAAUGAUCAUACUGAACCAUCACCACAAUUACCUCCACCCGAUUCAUCAUCAACCAAUUCUCAAAAAUUAAUGUUAUCAAAUGGUGAAGAAUUUAGUAGCUUAAGACGAGGUUUAGCUACUGAACUGAAAACUCCGGCUGAAUAUACUUUACAUAUAGUAUUUACCCAAUUUGUUCGUCAUGCUGAACGGAAAUUAAAUUCAUGUCUUGAAUAUCCUUUAGAUAUUGAACCUCCAAUAAUUGAAUUAUUAUCAGAAGGAGUUGAUCCUCAUUUUGAUAAAAUCGUGGCAUCAUUAGGUUAUAUAGCUAGAAAGAAACCUAAACCAGUAAUUGAUAGUGUUAUGUUUUGGAGAAAAUCAAAGAGUGAAGUUGCUACUAUGGCAGCUAAUGAAGUUGAAAGAACCUUAGAAACGGCUAAAAGUAGUUUAUUACAAGUCUCACGAGAUUCUAGUGAUUCAACUAUAGUUAAUCCAUCAAAUCCAGGAAUAAUAAAGGGAGGUAAUGUAGCAUCUCGAUCUAAGAGAAGUUUAAGUUUAAUGAGAAGUAAAAGUUUUUCAAAAGUGGCCCAUCGUCGAAAUCAAUCAACUUCAUCGGCAUUACCUUCGAAUUCAAAUUCAAAUUCCACUAGUUCAUCUUCAAUAACCAAUACUAAGACUCCAGGAUGGUAUGAAGAUGAAUUUAUUAAACAAAAAUAUUAUUAUGAUGCUAGAAUUUCAGAAGCUAAAAAGACCGCCAUUCAAGCAGAAAGGAAAUCUUUAGCGUCAAUUUAUAUAUUAUGUCGAGUAUUAAUUGAAGUUGUUAAACAAACAUCUUAUGAAAUUAUGGGAGAAGAUUUAGAAGAUAAAUUAGAAGAAAUUGUUUAUACUCAAUUAAAAACUACUGAUCCAAUAAGUACUAGUCAAUCAUUAGUUAGAGCUGCCAAUUGGAAUUUAUUUGCUGAAUUAUUAGGAUUUAUGUCAGAAAAGAGAUUUUUAAGUGUUAGUGAUAGAUUUAUUGCAGAUUUAGAAAGAAUUCCUAGUAAUAUUAAACAAGAAGAUGAACCAAAAUUACAUUUAUUAAUUAGUGGAAUGAGAUAUUUAAUUCUUACUAAUUAUCCUUUAGAAGUAUUUGAAGAAAGUGCAGAUUUUAUUAAUUCAUUAGCUAAAUUCUUUUCAAGUUCACAAAAUGAAACAAUUAUAUUUGCUUAUUGUGAAGUCUUAAGUCAUUUAGUAUUACCAUUAGCUAAUAUUUUAACGGCAGAAACUAAUCAUCCUACCUGGGUUGAAGGGAUUGAAAAGAUUUAUUAUAAGGCUCAACAAAUAUGGAAUCAUUAUUUAAGACUUGGAGCUAGUACUACCACCAGUACCACCACCAAUACUGGAAGUAGUAGUGCCAUUUCAUUUGCUAAUAGUGGAUGGGCUUAUUCAUUACAUUUAAUGACAUCAACUUUAUCAGUAUCUAAACGAGAUUUAUUCUCGGAGAAAUGGAUGAAAGUUAUUGAAGAUAAUUCAUUUAAAUUAAAACCCAAAGUUGAAGUUGAUGAAAAGACUACUUAUAUUGUAUGUAUAGGAAGAUUAAUUUGGGUUUAUAUAUAUCGAUUACCCGAUACUUUAAAUAAUACUGUUAAAAAGUUAGAUCAAUUAUUUCAAUUAUUAUUCUUUAAUAAUAAUUCUACCAGUAAAAAGCAACAAUGGAUAACUUUUGAUAAUUUACUUAUUGGAUCAUUAGUUGAAUUAAUUCGAAUUAUUGGAUUUAAUCAUUUAAAUUAUGUAUUAGAUGAUGUAUUUAUUAAAUUAUUAAAAUUAAGUUUUACCGGAAUUUCAUUAGAAAAUAUGUAUACUGAAAAGAUUAUUUUAGUAGUUAAAAGUUAUUUACUGAUCUUACAAGAUUAUGAAUAUGGUAAUAAACCUAAUUUUCCUACUGAUGAAAUAUUUAAUAUGAGAUUUUUAAAUGAUAUUGAUGGACAUUCAAAAUCUCAAUCAACUUCAAGAGAUAAGAAGAAACAUAAAUAUAAAUCAAGUGAAUUUCUGUUUAUUGCUAGAAAUUCAACGAAUGCUCAAUCUCAUGAUGAAAUAUGUCGAACUUUUGGUACUUUAUUAAAAUUAUUAGAUACUCAAUAUGGAUCAGAAAUUCUUCAAUCAGAUAAUUCUAAUUCUAAUCCUCCAACUCCAAUAAGUUCAACUAAAUCAGCUUCACCAUUUUCAGCAUUUCAUUUUGGAAUUGAUUUAUCUUAUCAAAUAACUAAAAAUGUUCAUACUGAAUUAUUUGCUACAUUAAUUGAAGUUAUACCUUGGACAAUGGUUCUGCAUACGAGUGAAAUGGCUUCAGCGGCUGGUAUACCAUUUAAACAAAUAAUUGAAAUCUUAACUCGGAAUUCAAUUCAUGAAAAUUAUCGAGUGGCCAAUGCGGCCAUUGGAUCAUUAAAGAGAUUAGCCUCUAGAAAGAAUUCUAGUAAUUUAAUUACAACCUUUGCCAAACUUGCAUUUCAUUUAAAUGAUAAACCUAAUCCUCAUUUUGAUAUAAAUUAUAUGAAUUCAUCUGAAUUUAGUAGUUUAUUAAGAAUUUAUGUGGAAUUAUUAAAUUGUUGGUUAAAGCAAUUUCAAGAGAUUGCUGAAUUAAGAAAUGGUCCAGAAGAAUAUUUUAAUCCAUUAGCUCAAGAUGAUGAAUUAAUGAAUAAAGAUGUUUUAAAUGAUUUAUAUCAAAUUAAUCAUAAGAAUGAAGAUUUAAGUAAUUCUCUGGCUAAUGCACCAAUUGAUUCAUCAUUAUCAGAUACUAAUAAAUUAAAACCAGGUGAUGAAUUAGAAUGGAAAACUAUUAUUACUGUAAUUGAAGAAGUUGAAGGUAAUGGAUUAUUCUUUCUAUGUUCUCAAGAUUGUAAGAUAAGACAUUAUGGUAUAACUAUAUUAAAAUUAGUUGAACAAUUUGAUCAAGCCAUUUAUAAUAUAACUGAUGAAUCAUCUAAAUCAUUAAAUUCUACAAGUAAUUCUUCAAGAAAACAUUCACGAAGUUCAUCUAAAUUUGCGGCUGAUGUAGGGACUCGAUUAAUUCAUACAUUAGAAGAUGUAGAUUUCUUAGAAUUAAUUAAACCAUUUAGAAAAGAAUUAAGUUUACCAGAAAGAACUCGAUUAUCUAAAUUAAAAAAUCGAAAGAAUAUUUUAAUUCGUUUAGCAGAAUCAGAUUAUGGAAUUGAUUCAACUAUUUGGUUUAGAGUUUAUCCUAAAUUAUUAGAUAUAUUCUUUGAAAGAUGUCCUAUUGCGGUAGCAUUAUGUCGAUCAAUUAUUUGUGUUACAGUAUUACAAAUGCAUGAAUUUGUUCUUGAAUAUUCAGAAAAUAAUCGAUCUUAUACUCCUUCAAUAUUUACUCGAUCAACAAUAACAGUUCCUUCCGAAGUACUUAUAAAUCAAUGGAAAUUAUAUCUUAUAUUUGCUUGUAGUUCAUUAACUUCAACUAAUGAUCAAAAGAUUUCAUUUCCAAAUCAUCCAACUCAUGGUAGGAAAAGAUCAAUGCAAAUUUUUAUUCAACAUCAAAAGAUUACUAGUGCCAAAUCAAUCUUUAGAAUGGUUAUUCCACUCUUAAGAUCUCAACAACAAAUGGUUAGAGAAGCCGUUAUAUCUGGUCUUAGUUCAGUUAAUAUUAAUAUCUUUAAAAGUUUAUUAGAAAGUAUGCCAACUACCGUAACUGAAUGGGAUAUUAAUAAUAAACGAGAUACUAAAGAAGAUAGUUUAAGAAUUGAAAUGAUUAGAGUCAUUUUAAAUAAUACUACCAGAUUUAAAAAUGCCGAAUUAAUUUAUAAUGAUGAAGGAUUAAUUGCUAAUUUAGUGGCCAUAAUUAAGAAUUUAAAGACAUUUUUAUCAUUACCUUCAACCCAAAUAAGUAUUGAAUUUCAAAGACUUCGAAGAUAUUUUUGUGGAUUCUUAGAGAAUAUCUUUGUUGGACUUGAAAGUAAAUCUGAUUUAAAUAAAUGGUUACCAUUUGAAGCAAGAAUUGGAUGUUUUAAUUAUUUAAAGGAAUGGUGUGGAUAUGGAGAAUCUAGUUCACUUGCUGAUGAUCGAUAUAAUAGUAUGGUAAAAAGAGUUAAUCAACAAAAGGAAGUUGCAUCGGUAGUGGCUAUACUUGAAGUUGAAAAGAAAGCCCUUCAAAAUUCAGCUUUAAGUUGUAUGGCAGUAUUAUGUUCAGGACAUAUUAAACAUAAUCUUAAUCUUGAAAUCCCCGGUCAACAAGCCGUAAUGUCUUUUGAUAUUCCUGCUCUUAUGGAUUGGAUUCAUGCAUUAUUUACUUCUGAUAAUGAUAAGGCUCAUGAAAUUGGAAGAAUCGCCUUAAGAAAUAUUCUUAGUCUAAAUCUUUCAACUCCAGAAAUUUAUCAAGAAGUUAUUAAACAAUGUUAUACAUCUCAAAAGUUUUUAAAGACAACUGAUAGUUAUUUUACUAUAUUUGUUGAAGUAUUCUUAAAAUCAACACCUCCGGAUGAUAUUCCUUAUGAUUUAAUGUGUCUUGCAGGAUUCUUAGUAGGUCAUGAUAGUUAUGAAGUAAGAUUUGGAGCUAUUAAACUCCUAAAGUAUUUAGAAAAUCAGUAUUAUCAUACUUGUACAACUUCAGAUAAAUUUACUGAAUCAGUGACUUGUAAAACUAAAGUGGUAUAUAAACGAGCAUUAUUUGAUAUAUCUAAUCAUAUAGCCACUUUACAACCAGAAGGAGCAUUUAUAAGAAUAAGUUAUAUGACUAAAUACUUUAAUUUAGUGGAUAAUUCAUCACGCAGAGAUAUCUUAUCAUGUUUACUUCCAUGGGUUCAAACAGUAGUAUUAAAUUAUACUACCACCAAUGAAGAUAAUUCUAAUGACAAUGACAAUGACAAUGAAAUUGAUAAUGAUACUAAAAAACUGACAUUAACUACUAAGAAAUUAGAUAAUCUGUCAUUAAUGGUAUUAUGUAAUUUAUUUGAAAUUACCGUUAAAUUCAGUUCAAAAAUAUCUAAUGAAGUAGAAGCCCUAUGGGUAGCCUUAGGAGGUAAACCUAAUAAUUUCGAUAAGAUUAUUGAAUUCAUUAUGAAUAAUUGUUUAGAAAGAAAGAAUCCUACAUUUGUAGAAUAUUCUCGACAAAUCAUUGAUUAUUUAGCCUUUUCUCAAUCAGAUCCUAAUAUAAUGAUUGAUAAAUUACUUGAUAAUUUACAACCUAAAUUGAUGGUACCUCCACUUUCAAAAAUUAGUGCAAUAACUAUUAAUAAUGAUAAUAAUAAUAAUGAUAAUAGUAACAAUAAUAAUAAUAAUAAUAAUAAUAAUAAUGAAAUUCAAUUUCCUUAUAUUGCCAAUCUUUGGAAAAUUAUUGCUUAUAAUGAAAAGGAUGCAGCAUUUUCAAUUGGACAAUUAUCAAUGGUAUUUUUAGUAGAUUUAUUAACAUUAAGAAAUGAUAAAAUGUUAGAAAAAUUACCAUUAUUAUUACAUGUAGCAUUUUCAUUAUUAGAUCAUUAUUUAUUUAUUGUUCAAGAACAAGCAGGUACUUUAUUAAUUCAUUUAAUUCAUGCUUUAGCUCCUAAUGCUCCUAAUGCUUUAGAAACUAUUCAAACUUUAAGACAACGAGAUCAUUAUAAAUAUCUUUGGGUUUAUGAUGAUCUUAAUAAUGAUAAAAAGGGAGCUAGAACUCCUAAAAAUAUGGACCUUUUAGCAAGAAAUAUUUUAAAAAUCUUUUCCACAGUUCAUACAAAUAUUCAAGAUGAUUGGAGUAGAGUUUCAUUAAAUUGGGCCACUACUUGUGCAGUUAGACAUAUAGCUUGUCGAUCAUUUCAAGUAUUUAGAUCUUUAUUAUCAUUUUUAGAUCAAGGAAUGUUAAAGGAUAUGUUACAUCGAUUAUCAAAUACAAUAUCCGAUGAAACUUUAGAUAUUCAAGGAUUUGCAAUGCAAAUUUUAAUGACUUUAAAUGCCAUAACUGCAGAAUUAGAUUCAGGUCAAUUAAUUGAUUUUCCUCAAUUAUUUUGGUCAAGUGUAGCAUGUUUAAGUACAAUUCAUGAACAAGAAUUUAUUGAAGUACUUUCAACAUUAAAUAAAUUUGUUUCAAAAAUUGAUUUAGAUGCAGCAGAUACUGUAUCAUGUUUAAUAUCAACAUUUCCUCCAAAAUGGGAGGGGAAAUUUGAAGGUUUACAACAUAUUGUUUUAAUUGGUUUAAGAUCAUCAACUUCUUGGGAAUCUUCAAUGAAAUUUCUUGAUAAAUUAAAUACUUUAAAAGAUAGUGAAAUUAUUGGUAUGGGGAAUGUAAGAGUUUUAAUGGCAGUAUUAGCUAAUAUGCCUCGAUUCUUACAUGCAUUAGAUCAAAAGACUUUAACUCCAGAAAUUGAACAAGUAGCUUUAAGUAUUAGUAAAUUAGCUACUAAUGCUGAUAAACCUGCCUUGGCAAGAAUUUUAGUUUCAUUAUCUAAAAAUCGAUUCCGAUCUAAAAAGGAUUUCUUAGUUCAAACUAUUUCAACUAUUAAAUCAUUAUUCUUUCCGGAAUAUGAAGCUCAAUCUUUAGUAUUACUUCUUGGAUUUUUAUCUAAUAAAAUCCCUUGGAUAAAAUUAGAAACUUUAAGUAUAUUAAAACAUGUAUUUCCCUUAGUUAAUCUUGAAAGAGAUGAAUUUGUUGGAGUUGGAGCUGAUUUAAUAUCUCCAUUACUUCGACUUUUAUUAACAGAUUAUGCUGAAGCAGCAUUAGAAGUUCUUGAUGAAGCAGUAGUUAUUUCUGGUUCUCAAUUAGAUCGAGAUGUAUUAAGAAUGAGUUUAGGUAAUACUUCAAUUAAAAAGGAAUAUGAAAAGACAGCUACAUUAUUUGGAAUCCCCGAUGAAAGUGGUUGGGCAAUUCCUAUGCCAGCCGUUACAGCUGCUAGUACAAGAAAUAAUGUUCAUGCAGUAUUUUCAACUUGUGUUAUUACUACAUUAGUUGAUGAAAAUGAAGAACCUACUAAAGAUGAAGAAUUUCAAUUCCAUUUGGAAGAUUAUUAUGCACCUGUUAAUGAUUAUGGUGAUACAGUUUCUGUUAGUGUUGAUGAACCAGAAGCUUCAUUAAGUAAUGUAUGGGCUGCCUUAGAUGAUUUUGAUUCAUUUUUUACCAAAGAUACUGAAAAUAAUGGUACAGUACCUGUUUCUAUUGUAAAACCAAAAGAACGUCGAGAUUUAAAUCAUAUUCAUAGUGCAUCUGUUGAUACUAAAUAUAGUAAUUCAAGUGAUAAUCUGGCUCCAAUGGAUUCUGCUCCAAAUAUUUAUGAUAAAAAAGUAUCAGUAAUUUUAAAUCGAAGUUUAGCAAGAACUCAAUCAACUAAUUCAUUUAAAACUAAUUUAGCUGAUUCAAUUGGUCCAACUAAUUAUAAUCAUCAAGGAGGUACAGCCAAUGCUAAAAGAUCUUAUAUACCAUUUAGAAGUAGUAGAAGUAGUUUAAGAUCAAAAACUGAUGCAUUUACAACUCCAGUAAUGCAAUUAUCUCCAACUUUUGAUCCUCAAGAUUCAACUUCACCAUUUAAAUCUCAAAAUCUUAAUAGUCCAAGUUAUACAUCUACACCAAAAACUGUUACAUCUCUUGAAACUAAUCAAGGUUAUUCAUCAAAUGAUAAUUCAACAAGAUUUGAAACUUUAUUAGGAGGAGGUAAGAAACGAUCAAAAAAAGUAGGAAAGAAUUCUCCAAAUUCUUAUAAUUCAUCAACAUCAGCAGAAACAACAUUAUGGGCUAAUGCACCAAAUAAGAGUAGUUUAAGUUUAACUGGGAUAAAUAAUUCACCUAGUUCAGUUCCAGUAGAACCUGGUAAUAAAUUACGAGAUAAGAAAUCUCAAAAGUUUCGAUAA
Scheffersomyces amazonensis is the source of this 7797-nucleotide messenger RNA. It is a transcript of the gene CAS4, whose product is annotated as Cas4p. Gene Ontology annotation, biological process: cell morphogenesis. The transcript has 2 exons. NCBI's taxonomy places the organism in Eukaryota, Fungi, Ascomycota, Pichiomycetes, Serinales, Debaryomycetaceae. Gene Ontology annotation, cellular component: site of polarized growth; cell cortex. Bases 1 to 7797 code for a protein of 2598 amino acids. The record is from RefSeq and is a predicted model, not a curated record.